Messenger RNA from Racocetra persica, 387 nucleotides. The record is from the annotation of a GenBank genome assembly. NCBI's taxonomy places the organism in Eukaryota, Fungi, Glomeromycota, Glomeromycetes, Diversisporales, Gigasporaceae.
AUGCUUGUCUCUCAAUUGAUUAACGGUUUACCAUCUUCAGUAGCACUUCAAGUUCGAAAGGCCGUUGCAGAUAUGAAUGAUAGUCGUAUUAAAUCCAUAAUUGAUUGGAUUGAACAACAACCAGAUAAAUCAUUGAUUACUGCAAGUAUUGCGCACAAUGGCGAAGAUUUUGGAAUAACUAGUGUGCUAAAAUUUCAAAAGUUUAAUUUAAUAGAUUUUGGCGAUGGAACUCCAAUAAAACAGAGACGAGAAUUUAUAGAAGAUGGGUUGUAUAUAAUACAGAAUACCGAGACAGAGGAUGGAAUAGAAGUUUAUUUUAGUUUACAAACUGAAAAAUUGAAAAUCUUGGAACAGGAUCCUGAAUUUAAGAAAUUUAUUAUUUCAUAA